CCUCUCCCUCCUGGUUCUCUCCCCGACAGGCAGGUGUCCUGGUCCUGGGUUCUGGCUGGAGAUUUCCUGAAGCCCGUCUUCCCUGAUGCCACUGAAUGCAGUCUCCUGACCUUUUUCCCUAGAGCUCUCUCCUUCCUCCACAAGACGGCCUGGGAGCCCCCAGCCCAGGGAGGCUUUGGCAUUUCCUGCUUCCUGAACAGCUGGAACGGCUGGCCUCUUGGGAGGAGGGCAGAGCAGGGGACCAGGGCGCCCUGGGGUGGCUGGCUCAGGGCCUGACCUUGAUCACACAAGGAAAGACAACCUGAAUGGUGUGUCAUCAAGAGCGAUGGAAGGAGGUCAGCCAAGCCCCGGACCUGCCCAGGUUCCCUCAGGGGGCAUGGUCUCCUCACCGGUGAGGGCCGUCAUUCGCUUGCGCCGGAAAUUCCGGAUCUUGCGCAAGAGCCGCAUGCGAUCCAACCUCCCUGGGGAGUCGUCCCUGGCUCUGACCCCGUCCCCAUCGCGGCUGCUUCAGAGACAGAUCUCCCUGGACCGGGCCAAGCUGAACAGCACCCCCGUGUCCCACUUCCCCCACCGCAUGAACUUUGAGAAGCCCCAGUAUUUCACCUUUGAGGCCCCCGUGGAAUCGUCUUUCAGGAGGAAGAAGAAGCGCCGUAAAUCCCGAGUUGUGUUGUACCCAGAGAGCUCUCGGAAGUACCUCCCGACGGAGCAGAAGAGCAAGGCCAAACGCUGCCUGCUUCUGCUGGUGGCCAUUGUCUUCAUUCAAAUCCUCAACGCCAUCGAGAACCUUGAUGACAAUCUGCAGAAGUAUGACCUCGAUGGGCUGGAGAAAGCCCUGCAGCGGGGCGUGUUUGGCCAGAAGGCCGCCAUGGACAGCAUUAUGGAACUAUUGCGGGAUUAUUUGGCCACGCACAUCCACAGCCAGCCUCUGGUCAUCUCGUUCAACGGCCCAAGUGGAGUGGGUAAGAGCCACGUGGGCCGGCUGUUGGCAAAACACUUCCGCUCGGUGAUGGAGGGGGAUUUUGUGUUGCAGUACUAUGUGAUGCAUCACUGUCCGGACCAUCAGGAGGGCCUAGCCUGCCAGCAGGAUCUGUCUGAGAGGAUCACCGACAUGGUGACCCGGGCAGAGGUAGAAGAAAAGAUUCCUGUGUUCAUCCUGGACGAGGUAGAGUUCAUGUCUCCAGGCCUGCUAGACACUCUGCAUGGCUUCCUGCAGCCUCAGCAGUCCAAUGAGUUCCUCAAUGCCAUCUAUGUGCUCAUCAGCAGUAUUGGCGGCAGCGAGGUCACACGCUUUGUUCUGCAAAACAUCUCCAGCAAGCUGACCCCACAGCGCUGCAGGGAGGAGCUCAGCCAGUCUGUCCACGCCCUCCUGGCAAGCACCCACCCGCUCUGGGAGACUGCUGAGGUGGUCCCUUUUGUCUUGCUAGAGAAGUUGGACAUCAUGAACUGCUUCCUGGAUGAGAUGGUGGGGGAAGGCUUCUACCCGGACCAGAGCCACAUCGAGAGCCUGGCAGGUCAGCUCAGUUACUACACCACCAAGGGAGGGGAGUUUGCUGUCACAGGCUGCAAGCAAGUGGUGGCCAAGGUCAACUUAUUAUAGUGGACACCUCACUCUUCCUGCACCUGUCCUUGCCUGUCCUCUUCACUAUUCUGUGGAAUUCAAACAUACCGUCGUAGGGGAUGGCACCAGAGGGCUCAGUGGAUUGCCCCUGUCCUCCUCCAGGCUCUCACGUUUCCUGCCUUGCCUGGCUUGGACAGUGUUCCCAGGCUUAUCCUCAGGAAUACUGCCUCUCGGCAGUUGGGGGAGCCCAAAGUGCUGCUCGUAGGAGGAAGGUCAAGGCCUCUAUUUAUACAUAGGACUUUAUAGCUGCUUCCUCAAAUACUGUCCCCUAGGAUGGGGCAGCAGGCAUCUAGAUUGCUGGUUUCUCUGCAAAGUCAAGACACGUGAAGGAGUUUCAGGAGCUGAGGGAAGGGCUGGUGCUGAAGGCUGCAGUUCAGACUAGGGGAACUCUUCCCUAUGCCCCUCCCCCCACAACCUCCCCACUUCCUAAGACUGAUGUUCAACACCUGCUUGAUCACAGUGCCAGAGGUUCCGCCCCAUAGAACACCAAGCCAGAUAUGGGCAAUGGAAGGAGAGAUGCUUCAUGAAAGCUGAGACCCUGGGGAGGGGGGUGAUUGUCAAGACUGUGCCAUGGCCUUCAAGAUUCCUAAUAAAUGUCUGCCUGGUCAUCUG
Vombatus ursinus (common wombat) is the source of this 2230-nucleotide messenger RNA. It is a transcript of the gene TOR4A, whose product is annotated as torsin family 4 member A. NCBI's taxonomy places the organism in Eukaryota, Metazoa, Chordata, Mammalia, Diprotodontia, Vombatidae. Gene Ontology annotation, biological process: negative regulation of apoptotic process. The coding region runs from base 326 to 1597 and encodes 423 amino acids. The transcript has 2 exons. The record is from RefSeq and is a predicted model, not a curated record. Gene Ontology annotation, cellular component: endoplasmic reticulum lumen; nuclear envelope. Gene Ontology annotation, molecular function: ATP hydrolysis activity; ATP binding.